AAGCUUAUUACACUCAACAAAUUUAUCAAUCCGCAAUUAAAUUUAACCAGCACUAACAUAUAAUGGCUCCGGCUCCAAGUUUUUCCCAUUCAGACGGCUCAUUGUUCGAUUUCGUGGUACGAGACGGCAAUGGCGUCAAGGGCAUGGUCGACUCGGGACUGUCAAAGGUACCACGACAAUAUGUGCAACCUCAACGAGAAAGAAUAGACAAACAAAACGCGACACUAAAUAAUAACCCGCCUAUUGACUUGUCAAAACUCGACGGUCCUGACCAUGAGCUAGUGGUGAAUGAAAUUGCUAGAGCCGCUGAGACUCUCGGGUUCUUCCAGGUGGUGAACCAUGGCGUGCCUGUCGAGCUGCUCGAGUCACUCAAGGAUGCGGCUCAUAGUUUCUUUGGCCAGCCACCUGAAAAUAAAGCUAUGUAUCGUAAGGGUGUGAGCCCUAGUCCAUUGGUUAAGUAUGGUACCAGUUUUGUGCCGGAAAAAGAGAAGGCAUUGGAGUGGAAAGACUAUAUCAGCAUGGUUUACACCAAUGAUAUUGAAGCACUUCAAGUUUGGCCUAAAGAAUGCAAAGAUGUCGCUCUCGAAUAUAUAAGAACAUCAAUUAAAAUGGUGAGAAAACUACUAGAAGCUUUAAUGGAGAAGCUUGAAGUGAAAAUAGAUGACGCCAAAAUUGAUGCAUUAAUUGGGAUGAAGAUGGUGAACAUGAAUUAUUAUCCAAAAUGUCCAAAUCCAGAGCUAACGGUUGGAGUAGGGCGUCACUCAGAUUUUGGGACCCUAACUGUAUUAUUACAAGAUGGCAUCGGUGGUCUAUAUGUCAAAGUUGAGGAGAAUACUGUAGAUGGCGAGAAAUUGGGGGACUGGGUGGAAAUUCCACCAAUUCCUGGUGCUUUGGUCAUCAAUGUUGGUGAUACUUUACAGAUAUUAAGCAAUGGAAAGUAUAAAAGUGCAGAGCAUAGAGUACGAACUACAAGCACUCGAUCAAGAGUUUCAGUUCCAAUAUUUACAGUUCCAAAGGGAACCGAAAAAAUCGGACCGUUGGCUCAAGUGGUGGCUAAGGAUGGGGUGGCUCGUUAUAAAGAAUUGGUAUUUGAAGAUUAUAUGAACAAUUUCUUCAGCAAUGCACAUGAUGGAAAAAAGUCUCUUGACUUUGCUAGGAUUUAUUAAAAUUUUGCUGAGAUCUAUUAAUUUUUCUUUAAUUACAAAAUGGUCCCUUUUUAAGUCAAUUGUUUUUACAACGCACAUGAUGGAAAAAAGUCUCUUGACUUAGCUAGGAUUUAUUAAAAGGAAAAGGGUCAAAUAAGCCCCUGAUAUUUAGUUUAUGGGUCAAAUAGGCUCUCAACGUUCAAAAAAGAUUAAAUAAACCCCUAACGUUUUUAAAUUUUAUCAUGUAAUCCCUCCUUAAGGGUCAUCGAGGACCCUAAUGUAUGUUAAAUCGUAUUAACAAGCAUCCCUAAAAAUGGGUUAUAUGAUACAAUUUAAAAACGUUAGAGUUCUUAUUGCACUUUUCUGAACGUUGAGAGCCUACUUGACCUAUAGAUUAAAACGUUAGAGACUUAUUUGACCCUUUUUUUUAUUAAAAUUUUGCUAAGAUCUAUUAAUUUUUCUUUAAUUACAAAAUGGUCCCUUUUUAAGUCAAUUUCUUAUAAUAAAGCUUCUGGAUGUACCACAAGUCUCAUGCCAUGUAUAUUAUGUUGCGUCCAUUUGGAGAUGAUCUCACACGAUA
Molecule: messenger RNA, 1725 nt
Organism: Mercurialis annua (annual mercury)
Lineage: Eukaryota; Viridiplantae; Streptophyta; Magnoliopsida; Malpighiales; Euphorbiaceae
Product: scopoletin 8-hydroxylase-like
Exons: 3
Coding region: 63-1166 (367 amino acids)
Source: RefSeq, a predicted model, not a curated record